CAUACUUAAGCAUGGAAAUGACGAUACUGUCAUGAGUCUUUUUUUGUUUUUUUACUUUUUUUUUUCAAGUUAGCUAGGGUUUUAGUUUGAACCAUAUGCGAUUAUAUUGAAAUAACCGAACUUGUGUAUAACUGGUGGUAACAAUGUUUAUUGACUGUAUUGGUGGCUUGAGUUUGGUUUUUUAGGGUUUGGAGCUGUGGCAUUGUGCAGAUUGUGAUGUUAUUUGACACUGUUUGCAUAUAUGGUUGCUUUCUUGUUCAUGAGAAAUUAUGCAGAUAUUAUUGAAUCGCACGACGCUUGCUAUUAGGUCUAGUAAAGCUAAGGGUGGUGAAGAUGGUGAUUCCAAAGUCAAACUAGUGGAAAAACAUCAGUGAACUGUAGUACUCGAAAGUCAGAGCGAUUUGAGAAGCAGAUAAAAAAAUUCAAUUCAAUGACUUCCCCAGUUAAGAGGAAAUCUGAGCAAAUUGAAAAGCAGAAGAAUUUGAGUCCUCUGAGCAGGUCUGAGAGGGAUAAGAUGCUCUCCUCAUCUGGUUCUUUGGGAUCAAAGAAUUCUGAUAAGAGUCCUGGGUCCUUCGAUAGAAAAAGGAAGAAAGAAGAAAACAGUGUGAAACCAUUGACUACGCGAAGUGUAGAAGUUAAACACAAUGAGCAAGAAGAUGGGCAAGGUGAGGCACAGAAGAAGAGGAUGGAUGCUCGUGCCUAUAGAGCAUUGUUAAGGAAAACACCUCAGCAAGUUUAUAGAGCUGAUCAUUGCGGUGAUCUGAACAGAACUGAUUGUGGAAACAGGGAGGUGGAACUUUUAGAAAAACUCACCGAGAGAACUAGUGAAAGGUCUGUGGUGGCAAGUACAAAUCAAUCUGUAAAGGGAGCAUUUGAGCAUAAAUCAUUUUCUACUUGCCAAAAGGAUAGUUGCAAGGAUAUGUCUUCAACGAAGGAUGUUCCACAAAUUGUUAAGAAUCGUUUGGUAGAUGGAGAAGUUAAUGAUGAUGCUGGAAAGGCCAUGCAGGAAAAUCUGCGAAGUCCAAAGGUCAACUGUGGUUCAAAAAAGCAGGAGACUUGCUCUUUUAAUGCAAACCAGUUAUUUGGAUCCUCUGAUACUAAGGAUAGAGGGGAACCCGAUGCUGGUAUUAGCACGGGACACACUGAAAAGCCCUGUAGUCCUAUGCAACAAUGCAUCUCCUCUGCAGAUCUUCAAACAUGCAAUGAUCAAAAUACUUGCAUUGUAUGCAAACUUGAUGGGAAGCUCUUACGCUGUCAUGGAAAAGGUUGUCAAAGAAGUUAUCAUCUUUCGUGUCUAGAACCUCCCCUUGAGGAGUUCCAUCUUGGAGUUUGGUACUGUCUAUCAUGUGUGAGGAAAAAAUUAGAAUCAGGGGUGCAUUCGGUUUCAGAGGGAAUAGAAGCAAUUUGGGAUUCUAGAGAACUAGAGGCUUUGGAGGAUGGAUUGCGAGGACAGAAGCAAUAUUUUGUGAAAUACAAAGGUCUUGCUCAUGUUCAUAAUUGUUGGUUACCUGAGAACCAGGUGUUGCUUGAAGCUCCAUCACUUGUAGCUAAAUAUAACAGAAAAAAUCAGGGUUCUGUGUGGAAGCAACACUGGGCAGUGCCACAUCAUUUGCUACAGAAAAGAUUGUUCAUUACCAAGGAUUGUGAUCGUCAUUGUAAUGGGCAUGAUGAUGAUAAGUUAUGUUGUCAUGUUGAGUGGCUUGUGAAAUGGUGUGGUCUUGGUUAUGAGCAUGCUUCAUGGGAGUUGGAUAAUGCUUCCUUUUUCCGUUGUCCAGAAGGCCAGAGCCUUAUACGAGAUUAUGAAACUUGUUUCAAGAAGGGAAAGAAAUCUUCUAAAUUUAAGGACAGAGCAGGUACAUCUCUAAAGUUUUCUCAAUUACCAGCUGGUGUUUCAUCUGGAAUAGAUGCUAAUCUUGAUUCUGUUAGCAAACUAAGCAACCAUUGGCCUAGGAGCCAGAAUGCUGUAAUUUUUGAUAAUCAGGAAAGGAUUCCAAAUGUUAUUUCUUUCAUUAUGUCUUUUCCAUCUGACAAGUCAAGGCCUUUUCUCAUUAUCUCAACUUCCACUUUACUAUAUCUAUGGGAUGAGGAGUUCUUGCGUUUGGAACCAGCUACUGAUGUUGUGGUUUAUAGUGGCAGUAAAGAAAUUCGGAAUAGCAUUAGGAACCUGGAGUUUUAUGAAGAAGGAGGUUGUGUAAUGUUUCAAGUACUUAUAACCUCACCUGAAGUUGUCAGCGAGGACUUGAAUGUGCUUGAUUGCAUAGGAUGGGAGGUAAUAGUACUCGAUGAAUGCCAACGUCCAACAAUUGCUUCAUGUUUUGAACAAAUUAAGAUGUUAACUGCUAGUAAGAGGCUUCUGAUUAUCAGCAGUCAACUGAAGGAUAAUGUGGUUGAGUACCUUAAUCUUCUUUCUCUGCUUGAUUCUGAGAGUGAUUCAAAUGGUAGUGACAGCUUGCAAAUGACUUCAAGUGAUAAUAUUGCUAUUUUGAAGGAGAGGUUGGCAAAGUACGUCGCUUAUGAAUCAUCUAGGUUUGUAGAGUAUUGGGUUCCUGUACUCUUAUCCAAUCCACAGCUGGACCAGUAUUGCUUUACUCUACUUUCAAACUCUCUCUCACUGUGUUCACCUUCAAAGACUGAUCCUGUAGGAGCUCUCCGUAACAUUCUUAUCACCAGCAGAAAGUGUUGUGAUCAUCCUUAUGUUGUGGAUGAAUCCCUUCAAAUGCGGCUCACUAAAGGCCUUAAAGAUGUUGAGUUUUUGGAUGUUGGCAUAAAAGCAAGUGGCAAAUUACAACUACUUGAUGCAAUUCUUUUGGAGAUCAAGAAACGAGAGUUAAAAGUGCUUGUUCUUUUCCAGUACACUGGUGGUUCUGGAAGGGAUUUAAUGGGAGACAUUUUGGAUGACUUUCUGCGCCAAAGAUUUGGUGCAGAUUCUUAUGAACGCGUAGAUGGUGGUGUCACCCCUUCAAGGAAGCAAUCUGCUUUGAAUAAAUUCAAUAAUGAGAGGAAGAGAUUUGUCUUCUUAUUGGAAACUCGUGCUUGUCUUUCCAGCGUCAAAUUAUCUGCAAUCAGUACCGUCGUAAUAUUUGGAAGUGAUUGGAGCCCAGUGAAUGAUCUAAGAGCAUUGCAGAAGAUAACACUUGAUUCUCACUUUGAAGAAAUAAAAGUAUUUCGUUUAUAUUCAGCAUUUACUGUGGAGGAAAAGAUUUUGAUGCUUUCAAAACAAGACAAGACACUUGAUAGCAACAUAGUGAACAUAAGCCCUAGUAGUAGUCACAUGCUGCUUAAAUGGGGGGCUCCGUACCUACUUAGCCAGUUGGAAAAAAUUCAUGGUAUCCCAGCCUUGGAUGCAAGUAACUUGCCUGAGCAAUCACUUCUGAAAGACGUGAUUCAAGAGUUCUUUAUCUUACUGAGUCAAACUGGGAUAGACAAUGAUGCAAGCAAAUUAUCCCUAAUUUUACAAGCCAAACAAAAUCAAGGAAUGUAUAGGACAGAAAUGCCAUUGUUUGGCGAGCAGAAAAUCCAAGUGAUGAAUGAAGAUCCACCUCAUAUAUUUUGGACAAAACUUUUGGAGGGAAAGAGUCCGAGGUGGAAGUAUUGUUCUUCGUUUCAGAGGAACCGGAAAAGGGGUCAAUACCUCGAUGAUGUCCAAAAGAAAUCUGAGGUUGAAAGUGCUGAAGUUGUAAAGAGACGCAAGGUGGUCAAUGAUGGAAACGAUCAUCCCUCUCCAAAACAUGGGCUGCAAGAGGACAGACAAGGAAGCUCAGGAACCUCAGUAUCUCCUUUGAGUAAAUUGGCUGAUCCUGUGAGUGAUAAAAUUCAUGCAACCAACUCAAUUGAUCUGGCCAAUGAUAUCUCAGAAACACCAUCUCUUAACAUGGUAGAAUGGGAGAGAAGAAGAAAACAGCUUGAUUCUCAGAAGACUCUCUAUGUUAUUUUGUGGCCACAGAUAGCAAAACUAUGUGAAGUUCUACAUCUCUCAGAGGGUGUGAGGGAUUUAGCUGGAAAGUUUCUUGAAUAUGUCAUGAAUAACCAUCUGGUCAAUAGGGAACCAGAGACCAUUUUGCAGGCAUUUCAGAUUUCUCUGUGUUGGUGUACAGCUUCUUUGUUGAAGCAGAAAAUUGAUCAUAAAGAAUCACUUGCACUUGCAAAGCAGCAUCUUGGCUUUACCUGCAAGAAAGAAGAGGCAGCCUAUGUUAAUUCAUUGCUGCGGUGUCUGAAGAGAAUGUUUGUAUAUCGUACAGGAUGUUUGAAGGUUUCAAAUUCUUCCAAAGAUUCUGAAUUAUCAAGUAAAGCUGAUGGAAACACAGAGGAUAAAGAUUCAUUGAGGUUUCAAGAGGCUUCUGAUGCACAGGUCAUUGCAGCGUCUGGAGUGUCCCGAGAAUUUCAAUUGGCACAGAGAGAUCUUGUAAAAAGCAUCAACGAAAGUGAGAAAAAAUUUGAUAAGCAGUUGACAAAACUAACUGAGAAGCAAAAGGAGGAAAUGAAGCAACUUAAAAAGAAGUACGAGGAAGAAAAAGCUCUGCUGGAGAACAAGAAACAAACAGAAGCAGCUGUUAUCCGUUUGCACAGUAAUGCCUUGAUGAGGACUAAUAAGAUAAAAAAUUUGGAUAUUGAAUAUGCUAGGAAGUUUGAUGAACUAAAACAGAGGAUGGAUAUAGACCUUAAGAAUCUCGAGGCAUCGCAGGUGGCAGCAAGAAGCAAUGUUUUAGAGAGAAAGACUCGUUGGGUGGAAGCAGUUAAGUCCUGGGCUAGGGUUGAAUUAGUGAAGCCACCUAUUAGCAAGGCUAAUCUUCCUAAAGGAAGUUCUUCAAGUUCUGUUCAAUCUGCCGAAGGAAAUGAGGUAAGAUUGUCCGAAGUUCUUCUGGACAAAGUUGAUCCCAUUUAUAUGGCUGGACCCUGCAAGGAGAAUUCUAAGGUAGCAUUAAUUGAGGAGGGCAACAAAACUGUCUGUUUGGGUGUUGGUGAAGAACACGCCAUCUACAAAGAUUCGUGUCCCAAAGAACUGGUUUCUGUAGGAGAAAUUCCAAAUGUAGCGGUUCAAGUUCCACCAACUGUCAGUUCAGGUGAUGUUACCGAGAGUGUCCUUUCUCUUAGACGGUUGGAUGAAGACCAGAUUUCUGAUGAAUAUAAAUUGAAAAUGUCAAAUGGUAAUCCUGAGACUGUUUCUCCUACUGAUGCUCUGGAGAAUGUUGUUCCUAUUGAAGCAUGCUCUCGUGAAGAAAUUCCUAAUGGAACCACUUUGAGCAAGCCUAACACGGAGGUUCCCUUGAAAACAGCUAAGAGUGUAAUUAUCUGUGAAGGGGAGGAUAAUCUUGCCUCAGUGCAAGUACCAUCAUCUGAAAUUAAUUCUGAUAUAUAUAAAUUAACGAAGGUUGAUGGUGAGGUUACCUUAAAAGAACCUCUGGUUGCCAAUUUCAAUGCAGGUCAAGAAACCCAUGUCUCAGCCGAAGCACCUUCCUCUGAAAAAAUUCCUGAUGGAGCUGCAUUAGGAAAGGCUGUUGGGGAUAUCUGCUUGAGAACAUCUAAGAUUGUCAAUUCUAGUGGUGGUCAGGAGAAUGUUCUCUUGUUGGAAGCACCAUCACCUGGAGAAAAUCCUGUUAGAACCACAUUAAGCAAUCUUGAUGGCGAGGUUCAUUUAAGAGCAGCUGAGACUGUCAGUUCUAGGGAAGAUCAUGAGAAUUUGCCAUCUUCAGUGGCACCUUCAUCUGAAAAAAUUUCUUGUGGGGCCACAUUAACCAUGGUUGAAGGGGAGCUUGCCUUGAAUGCAUCUGAAGUUUGUCAGGGAAACAUCAUUUCUGUGAACACUUUAUCUGAGAAAGAGAUCCUUGGUGGGGCCACACUGAAUGUGGUUGAUGGAGAAGUUCCAAACAUCUCAUCAGAGAUUGCAAGUUCCAGUGAUGACAUGAAUAAUGUUGUCUGCACGAAUCCCUCUACAUCUAAAGAACAAGAGCAAAUACCUGAUACAGCUGCACUUUCAAUGCCUGCUGAAGAGAUCUCUUUGGCUGAACCUGAAACUGCUUGUAGUGAACUCCUCGAAGGUGGUAGUGCUCAUAGAGAAAAUGAUGGAACAUGUGCCAUCGAAAUUGAUCGGCUUGAUGGCAUACUAUGCUUUAUGAACUUAGAACCUGAAUUCCAAGAACGGUCUCUGGCAGAUCCAUCUUCAUUACAGGCUGUGGCAGAUUUGGUAUCCCCAAAUGUGGGUUCUCUUCCUUAUGUUUCCUCAGGAAUACAAACUAGAGAUGUUGCAAACAAUGAAAUGCGAAAUGCUUCUCAGGUAGCUGAAACUUUACCAUCUAAUGGUGCUGUUGAUGUGACUUGCAAUGUGUCCAAUCCUGAUACACAGCAGUUGGGGUCCACAGAAUCAAUUUUGAACCUCUCUCCUGAUCUACCUUCAGUUAGUGCAACUGAAAAUCAACCAAGCAAUGAUGGUCAACAUGCUAACCUAAUUUCUCAGGCUCAAAGGCAAUCGAUAACCAACCAUAUUGAGAUGUCCAGUCAAGAUGUUUUGCAGCCCCUUCAUUCACCCAUCAAUGGAACCAUUGGUCAGCAUUUGAGGCAGGUUUCAGAAACAAGUACAGCUUCAGUUCCUUCUGUUUCCAGAGGCCAUCCCUUGCAGACUGCACCUCCUGUAUCAUCCCGGAUGCCUUUGCUGUUGUAUCCUGACCCCCUUAAAAAUGAAAUGGAAAGAAUAUCCCAAGAAAGAGACCAGACCAUUAAGGUUCAUGAAGAUACGAAGCUGCAGCUGAAAUUCGAGUGUGAGAAGGAAAUUGAGGAAAUUGCAGCUCAGGUUCGUAGAAAGUACGAAGUUAAACUUCAGGAGAAAGAGACAGAAUUUCUGAUCCGGAAGGAGGAGCUUGAUGUAAAUUAUAACAAAGUUCUCUUGAAUAAUAUAUUGGCUGAGGCCUUCAGGUCUAAAUGUAUGGAUAGUAGGGCAUCUGGCUCAGCAGGAAUACAGCAAGAGGCAAAUUCCAGUUUCAUGCAGCAGCUGCUUCAACUUUCAUCACAACGGAUGGUUCAACAGCCUUCCACUGCUUCUGGUCUCCCUUCAACUGGGCCAGCCACUAGCAUGCAAACUGUUUCACCAGCUGUAGUCAAUACACAAACCAUGGGUCCAUCUUUGUGGCCUUCCGGUGCUUCUGGUCUCCCUUCAACUAGCUCAGGCACUACAACUAGACCUCCCUGUAUGAGCUCCGUCUCUCGCUUUACAGGAAACUUUCAAAUGGGCAGUGAAAUUCGUGCUCCAGCCCCUCAUUUACAUGCAUAUAGACCUUCUGCUUCCAUUUCCUUGAGCAGUGUUCCAUCGCAGUCUCGUGGAAUGUCAAGUCAGCUGUCACACAACCUUGCAUACAGGCAGCUAUCAACUACUGGCCAAGCUGGUAGGAUCCGGCAUGAAAUUGCCGGAGGGUUAGCUGCUCUACCUAACUCAUCUUUACCUUCAAUGGAUGUUCUAAUGGGAAUGCACAAUCAAGUAUCCGGUGCCAAUCCCAAUCCCCCAAGCAACUUGCUGCCAGGUGUUAGUUCAAGCUUGGCCCCAAGUAUUCGGUCGAACCCAGCUCAACAAAGCGGAGGAGCAAAUGACAUUGUUUGCUUGUCAGAUGAUGACUAACUCCCUUGAAAAUGGGGCUGGGUUCUAAAUUACCAGUGCAAGGUCGGAAAAUGGGGCCUGACUUUGCUGCGGAAUUAGCAGUUGUCUUGGUUGUAUAUGAACCAGCAUUGUUUGUAGCUGAUAGUUCUUUGAACUUUGAAAUAUAUAUAUAUUUUUCGCCUAUUUACUUGUGUCUUCAAAUCUUUCUGAAAUUCUAGCCUAGGCUAUUCCUGGGGAUAUGAAUGACGUGCUAUGUGUACUAUAUUUUAUCCAAUUAUAAUAUAGUAAAUUAAUCAAA
This is a messenger RNA of Gossypium arboreum, 7880 nucleotides long. Its product is annotated as helicase protein MOM1-like. Lineage: Eukaryota; Viridiplantae; Streptophyta; Magnoliopsida; Malvales; Malvaceae. The coding region runs from base 431 to 7603 and encodes 2390 amino acids. The record is from RefSeq and is a predicted model, not a curated record. Gene Ontology annotation, biological process: heterochromatin formation. Gene Ontology annotation, molecular function: ATP binding; ATP-dependent chromatin remodeler activity. The transcript has 21 exons.